This is a messenger RNA of Microtus oregoni (creeping vole), 1356 nucleotides long. It is a transcript of the gene Ldhb, whose product is annotated as lactate dehydrogenase B. Gene Ontology annotation, cellular component: cytoplasm. Gene Ontology annotation, biological process: carboxylic acid metabolic process. The record is from RefSeq and is a predicted model, not a curated record. Gene Ontology annotation, molecular function: L-lactate dehydrogenase (NAD+) activity. The coding region runs from base 160 to 1164 and encodes 334 amino acids. NCBI's taxonomy places the organism in Eukaryota, Metazoa, Chordata, Mammalia, Rodentia, Cricetidae. The transcript is spliced from 8 exons.
UUUCCAAUCACAAUAGAGAAAGCUAGGAGGCUGGAGGGCAGCGGCCCCGCCUCCUCCAUCUCCUCCUCCUUGCAGAUCUAGGCUCGGCGGUGCAGUCUGCUGACUUUGCGGUGGUUUUCCUUCCUCAGCGCGAGGCAGAGUCUCUUCUUGUCCGGCAACAUGGCAACCCUUAAGGAAAAGCUGAUUGCCCCAGUCGCGGAAGAGGAAGCAGCUACCCCGAACAAUAAGAUUACUGUUGUAGGUGUUGGACAAGUUGGAAUGGCCUGUGCUAUCAGCAUUCUGGGAAAGUCCCUAGCUGAUGAACUUGCCCUUGUGGAUGUCCUGGAAGACAAGCUCAAAGGAGAGAUGAUGGAUCUGCAGCACGGGAGCUUGUUUCUUCAGACUUCCAAAAUUGUGGCGGAUAAAGAUUACUCUGUGACAGCCAAUUCUAAGAUCGUGGUGGUGACCGCAGGAGUCCGUCAGCAGGAGGGAGAGAGUCGACUCAACCUGGUGCAGAGAAAUGUCAAUGUGUUCAAGUUCAUUAUUCCUCAGAUCAUCAAGUACAGCCCUGACUGCACCAUCAUUGUGGUGUCCAACCCAGUGGAUAUUCUUACUUAUGUCACCUGGAAACUAAGCGGGUUACCCAAGCACCGUGUGAUUGGAAGUGGAUGCAACCUGGAUUCUGCUCGGUUUCGCUACCUUAUGGCUGAGAAGCUUGGCAUUCAUCCCAGCAGUUGCCAUGGGUGGAUUCUGGGCGAACAUGGUGACUCCAGCGUGGCUGUGUGGAGUGGGGUGAAUGUGGCAGGAGUCUCCCUUCAAGAGCUGAACCCUGAAAUGGGAACGGACAAUGACAGUGAAAACUGGAAGGAAGUACAUAAGAUGGUGGUGGACAGUGCCUAUGAAGUCAUCAAGCUGAAAGGAUAUACCAACUGGGCCAUUGGGCUAAGUGUGGCUGACCUCAUUGAGUCUAUGUUGAAAAACCUGUCUCGGAUUCACCCUGUGUCUACGAUGGUGAAGGGGAUGUAUGGCAUUGAGAACGAAGUCUUCCUCAGCCUCCCAUGCAUCCUCAAUGCCCGAGGACUGACCAGCGUCAUCAACCAGAAGCUGAAGGAUGAUGAGGUUGCUCAGCUCAGGAAGAGUGCAGACACCCUGUGGGACAUCCAGAAGGACCUAAAAGACCUGUGACUGCUGGGUUCUAGGCUGUAAAACCCAAGCCUCCAAUGCCACUAACCGUGAACCUUUAGUCUUCAGCCUUGUCUAUAGGUCGCAAUUUGCUUCUCCCCUGACAUGUGAUAUGAGCUCACAGAUCAAAACCCAGACUUGUUUGAUGUUUGCACUAGGAGCUCUUGAACAAAUAAAGUUAGACAUUGCAGCGUG